AUGAACAGAAAAAGUGGGUUCAAAAUUCACAAUCCACAAAUUCAAAAUUCAGCCCUUAAUUCACGAUUUUUAAUAGAAAAAGAAAGGGAUGUGGCUGUAAAAUAUCCAAACCUAAACAAUCCACCGACAACGAACCAAAACCCAACAGCCUACCACCAACGAACCAAAGCCGAUCACCGAACAAGUGAAGACUAUUCCACAACAUCUAAGACAUUGGAUAAGGAUUCUUUAGAAACAAAAGGAAGUACUAUCAUGACAUCAGAAGGUUGUCUCUCUGGAUUUGACGAAACUAAUAUCUUUAACCGCAUUUUUACACCACAACUUAAGGCAAGCAUAUUGGGAAUUAAUAAACUUCCAUCUAUCAAUCACUAUUAUGAAAAAGAUUCAAUUCUUUAUGGAACAUUGCAGUUCUUAAACUAUUUCCAAACAAGAAUAUAA
Heterostelium album PN500 is the source of this 438-nucleotide messenger RNA. RefSeq lists its product as uncharacterized. NCBI's taxonomy places the organism in Eukaryota, Evosea, Eumycetozoa, Acytosteliales, Acytosteliaceae. The transcript is spliced from 3 exons. The record is from RefSeq and is a predicted model, not a curated record. The coding region runs from base 1 to 438 and encodes 145 amino acids.